AUGAAUGGCACUGACAUGGAGGAAAUACCGUUUCAGAAAGUCAAGACCAAGAGGAAGAAGUGCUGCCACUGCUGCUGCUCCCCCCCGGCCGCGGCGGGCGCCGGGCUGGGGGGACCCCCUCCGCUACUGCUGCUGGAUGCCAUCGCCUGCGAGGACGAGUUCGACUGCAAGGAGCUGGAGUCCCUCUUCCAGAGCUACAACCUGAAGCUGGAGCAGACCUCCACCCUCAAGGCGCUGGCCGUGCUCAUCGUGCUGACCGCCAGCCUGGCCCUGGUGGAGCUGCUCUCCGGCCCCAGCCUGACCAUCUCCAAGGGCUCGCACCCGGUGCACUGCAUCAUCUUCCUCUCCCUCUUCAUCGUCACCAACGUCAAGUACCUGCAGGUCACCCAGCUGCAGCAGAUCGUCAAGCUCACCCUGCUGUUCAGCUUCACCUUCUCCUUCCUCUGCUGCCCCUUCUCGCUGGGCGCUUACGGCCUGGAGCCCCCCAGCGCCCCCGAGCAGGGCAUGUGGCAGCUCAUGCUGGUCACCUUCGUCUCCUACUCGCUGCUGCCCGUGCGGACCCUGCUAGCCAUCGUCUUCGGGCUGGUGGUGGCGGUCUCCCACCUCAUCGUCACCGCCACCUCGGUCAGUGCCAAGAGGCAGCGGCUCUGGAGGACGCUCAUGGCCAAUGCUAUCCUGUUUGUCAGUGUAAAUUUGUAUGGGGUCUUUGUGAGGAUUUUGACGGAAAGGGCUCAGAGGAAGGCAUUCCUUCAAGCCAGGAACUGCAUAGAAGACAGGCUAAAGCUGGAGGAUGAAAAUGAAAAACAGGAGCGUCUCCUGAUGAGUCUUUUGCCCAGGAACGUUGCCAUGGAAAUGAAGGAAGAUUUCCUGAAGCCACCCGAAAGGAUUUUUCACAAGAUUUACAUUCAGAGGCAUGACAAUGUUAGCAUUUUGUUUGCAGACAUUGUGGGGUUCACUAGUUUGGCAUCACAGUGCACUGCUCAAGAGCUGGUGAAGCUUCUGAAUGAACUCUUUGGCAAGUUUGAUGAAUUAGCUACAGAAAACCACUGCAGAAGAAUUAAAAUUCUAGGGGACUGUUACUAUUGUGUAUCAGGAUUGACACAGCCCAAAACGGACCAUGCCCACUGCUGUGUCGAAAUGGGACUGGAUAUGAUUGACACCAUCACGUCUGUAGCAGAAGCCACUGAAGUGGAUCUCAACAUGAGAGUUGGACUACACACAGGCAGGGUGCUUUGUGGGGUCCUAGGUCUCCGCAAAUGGCAAUAUGAUGUCUGGUCAAAUGACGUGACUCUAGCAAAUGUAAUGGAAACUGGAGGAUUGCCUGGGAAAGUUCACAUAACAAAGACCACCUUAGAGUGCCUAAACGGUGACUAUGAGGUAGAACCAGGGUAUGGCCAUGAAAGGAACAGUUUCUUGAAGAAGCAUAAUAUUGAAACAUUUUUUAUUGUGCCAUCCCAUCGGAGGAAGAUAUUUCCAGGACUGAUUCUCUCAGACAUAAAGCCUGCCAAAAGAAUGAAGUUCAAAACAGUCUGCUACCUGCUGGUCCAGCUCAUGCAUUGUCGUAAGAUGUUCAAAGCUGAGAUACCUUUCUCCAAUGUCAUGACAUGUGAGGAUGAUGAUAAGAGGAGAGCAUUAAGAACAGCCUCUGAAAAACUCAGGAAUCGUUCCUCUUUUUCUACGAAUGUGGUAUACACCACCCCAGGAACUCGAGUAAACAGAUACAUCAGCCGUUUGAUAGAGGCCCGGCAAACUGAGUCCGAGAUGGCUGACUUGAAUUUCAUUACCCUCAAGUAUAAACAAAUUGAACGUGAGCAUAAAUACCACCAGCUUCAGGAUGAAUACUUCACCAGUGCUGUAGUUCUUUCACUAAUUCUAGCUGCCUUAUUUGGCCUUGUCUACCUUCUAAUAAUCCCACAGAGUACCAUAGUCCUUGUCCUCCUGGUGUUCUGCAUAUGCUUCCUAGUGGCUUGUAUUAUGUACCUACAUGUCACACGAGUACAAUGUUUUCCAGGGUGCCUGACAAUACAGAUUCGUACCAUUUUAUGUAUUUUUAUUGUGAUCUUAAUUUACUCUGUGGCUCAAGGGUGCGUGGUUGGAUGCAUGCCUUGGGUAUGGAGUGCGAAUUCCAGCAGUUCCAUUGUUAUCAUUUCUCCCGGUGGAAUGAAUAAAACAAUGAAUGAACUUCCAUGUGAUACAGCCCAUUAUGCUUUCCUUUCCUGCGUUGUGGGGACUCUUACCUUGGCAAUAUUUCUACGUGUCUCUUCCUUGCCAAAAAUGAUCCUCCUGCUUUUUGUUACUAUUUUGUACAUAGUUGUUCUGGAACUCAGCGGAUACAGAAAAGCAGUAGGGGGUGGCUCCUUUUAUAUGCGUGGCUAUGAACCUAUAUUAGCCAUUUUGCUGUUUUCUUGUGCUUUGGCACUUCAUUCCAGGCAGGUGGACUUGAAGUUACGUCUGGACUACCUCUGGGCUGUGCAGGCAGAAGAAGAGAGAGAUGAUAUGGAGAGAGUAAAGCUGGAUAAUAAAAGAAUUCUCUUCAAUCUCUUGCCAGCACAUGUUGCACAGCACUUUCUUAUGUCUAACCCUAGGAACAUGGACCUUUAUUACCAGUCAUAUUCACAAGUGGGAGUGAUGUUUGCUUCCAUCCCAAAUUUCAACGAUUUCUACAUUGAACUGGAUGGCAAUAACAUGGGAGUGGAGUGUUUACGCCUCUUAAAUGAAAUUAUUGCCGAUUUUGAUGAGCUUCUGGACAAAGAAUGUUAUAAGGACAUAGAAAAGAUCAAGACAAUUGGCAGUACAUAUAUGGCAGCUGUAGGACUUGUACCAACUACAGGAACUAAGGCUAAAAAAUCAGUUGAUUCCCACUUGAGUACACUGGCAGAUUUUGCAAUAGAGAUGUUUGACGUUCUUGAUGAAAUCAACUAUCAGUCUUACAACGACUUUGUCCUCCGAGUUGGUAUUAAUGUUGGACCUGUAGUGGCAGGAGUUAUUGGGGCCAGAAGACCACAAUACGAUAUCUGGGGCAACACUGUAAACGUUGCCAGCAGAAUGGAUAGUACUGGAGUGCAGGGUAAAAUUCAGGUGACAGAAGAAGUUCAGCGGAUAUUAAAGAGGUGCACUUACGAGUUUGAGUGCCGAGGUAAAGUCAGUGUAAAGGGAAAAGGCGAAAUGUUGACCUAUUUUCUUGAAGGAAAGGCCAAUGGAAAUAAUUCACAACCACGGUCUUUAAACUUAGAGCGGAAAAUGUACUCCUACGGGAGAACAAACAUUCAAACCAAACUGGGCACCAGUUGUCCGUCAGUGUCCUCAGUCGCCAGCUUUACUGUAAAAGCUGGGCUUGGAGCACUUCAAGCAUCAACAACCCACACAAAUCAAACAUUACAUUACCUUCCUUCUGUGCCAGCUGUGAAAGAAGCAUAG
Molecule: messenger RNA, 3417 nt
Organism: Emys orbicularis (European pond turtle)
Lineage: Eukaryota; Metazoa; Chordata; Testudines; Emydidae
Gene: ADCY1
Product: adenylate cyclase 1
Exons: 20
Coding region: 1-3417 (1138 amino acids)
Biological process (GO): adenylate cyclase-activating G protein-coupled receptor signaling pathway; intracellular signal transduction; cAMP biosynthetic process
Cellular component (GO): plasma membrane
Molecular function (GO): adenylate cyclase activity
Source: RefSeq, a predicted model, not a curated record